AUCAGCAUAACGAAAAAAAGCAAGGAAGCGUUUCCCAUGAACCGCUUAAAUAAGAGCGAAUACGCCCAAAUUAGCCGGAACAGAUAUGGGUGGGGAAAAUAUGAUUUAGAUGGGUAGGAAAUAUAGAGAAAUAAGCCAAGAUAGGAGCAAAUAUUUAAAAAGAUAGAUGCGCGACAGCAUAUCUUACUCUAUAUAACUGGAACAAAAUACGACAUUUAUCUGUUCUGGCUUUAAACCCCUGAAUUGAUAUAUGAUAUAUGAUGUAUGAUAAUAUAUAUUAUAUAUGAAUGAUAGACAUCACGUGACGACGCGGUUGUAUCUCUUAACGUGUCGCGACUCAUUUUAUUCAAAUAAAAAAUCACCUAUACGCUUCACACUAUGGGGCGCUCAUUACGAAGUACGCGACAGUCAGUCUCAAUAUUAGCGGACGAGGCUAAUACAACAGAAUUAUUAUCUGUCAUAAAAGAUGAAGAGCUGCUAAAAACUAAUAGUCCUUCCCGAAAAACAAGGAUUAGGAAGAGGAGCGCCCAGCAUCAGAGCGAUGAAGAAUUCGUUGAAGAUAGCCCAGAAGAAGCACCACGUAUCAAGAGGCAAAAAGUAGGGGCGCGUGCUAGUAAAAAGAGCGGAGAUGCUACCGCUCAGCUGUAUGCGUGCCUCUUCGGCAAAGCGAACAUGGCCCUAAACGGUUCCACUACGGAAGGUACUUGUAUUAACCUUCUUAGUCGUGCCCACGGACUAUGUUAUCACCGUCCUUUGCUCCUAGACAGCCGUCAGGCUCGCACUUCUCUACUCACCUGGUUCGAUGGCGUGAGCUCUUCACGCGAGAUGCCCUGGCGCAAACCCUGGACGGACCCAAGUGCCACUACUCUCAAGGAAGUCGAGCGUCGCGCGUACCAGGUCUGGAUCAGCGAGAUAAUGCUCCAGCAGACGCGCGUUGCCACCGUCGUCGACUACUGGAACCGUUGGAUGGAACGAUGGCCCACGAUUCAGGACUUAGCUGCCGCGGAGCAGGACGAGGUGCUUUCGGCCUGGCGCGGGCUCGGAUACUACAGCCGUGCGACGAGAAUCCACGACGCGGCGAGAAUCGUGUGUAAGGAUUCUAGUAUGAAGGGCUUGUUGCCGGCAGAUGUGGGCGAGCUGGUUGCAAAAGUGCCUGGCGUUGGGAGGUACACAGCAGGGGCCAUCUCAGCGAUUGUCUUUGGGAGGGCAGCGCCGAUGGUGGAUGGGAACGUGCUGCGUGUGCUCAGUCGGCAACUUGGCGUAUUUGGGGAUGUUAAGGCGGAUAAGGCAGUUAUUGAGCUGCUGUGGGCUGCGGCUGAUAGUCUGGUUAAGGCCAUUGCAGGAGAUGAUGCAGAAGAUGGGGAUAAUGUUGAUCCCGAUGCUACUACUAAGAGGGAGGAAAACAGGGAAGCGACACCAAGUAAUAGGCCUGGUCGCUGGGGCCAAGCGUUGAUGGAACUUGGCAGCACGAUAUGCGCACCAAAGCCCAACUGCGCAGUAUGUCCCAUUACAUCGAGCUGUCGCGCGUACGAUGAGGGUAUUCGGUUAGCUACUAAAAGGGGUUUAAUAUCAAAGCCUACGACGCCGAGUAAUGCUACUCUUGAUAUUGAAGACGCUUGCAUUAUUUGCAAGCCGUUUAAGGAGUAUGCGGAGGAAGACGCCGAUAAUGAGCAGGGCGUAAAGACGGAGGAAGGGCCCAAGCAGCAGAAAUCCAGGUCUCGCACACAGACUACGUUACGAUCGUUCGCAUUCACACAAGUCACGUCCAAACGGGAAAUGGCAUCCAGUCCUAAGCCGCUGCCAUCUCCGAUUCUCAGUAGUGCCGCAGUAGAAGCGAUCGUAAGCCACGCGAGAAAGUUCCCACUAAAGACGGUCAAGAAAGCAGUGCGCGAAGAGGAAACUCUAGUCUGCGCUAUCCGGCGCAGCGAUGGUCGGUAUCUAAUUCAUAAGAGGCCUGAGAAGGGACUCUUGGCCGGGUUGUGGGAGCUGCCAAGUUAUAUUGUGAAGGAUCGGCAAGGAGGGUCGGCAAAGGCCAGGAAGAGGGAUGCGGAGAAGUUUGUUCAGGGGUUGAUUAGUGAGAGUGGGAAGGCAAGGAAGAGAAAGGUCGUGGUGAAGCAUGUAGAUGAGUUGGGGUCCGUACCGUGGCUGUUUUCACAUUUGAAGUUGACGAUGCAUGUUCAUCUGUUUGAACUUGUGGGUGAGGGUGAGGGUGAAAGUGAGAGUGAGGGUGAGUUUGGUAAUGAAGAGAAACCCAAAGAGGAUGAAGGUACGCGGCGUCGGUGGAGAGAUGUCGAGGCUAUUGAUGCGGAAUCGAUGGGGACGGGCAUGAGGAAGUGUUGGGCGUUGGUUAAAGGGGCUGAUUAGGGGGUUAGAGUCUAACAGAAUUAAUACAACCGGAUCUUGGCUUUCUUGCUAGGCCAAGAAUAUAACAACUACAUAGGCUAGACUAGGUCUUUAAGCUUUAUUAUUCGAUCCCCCUUCC
Messenger RNA from Daldinia decipiens, 2482 nucleotides. RefSeq names its product DNA glycosylase. Bases 379 to 2364 code for a protein of 661 amino acids. Gene Ontology annotation, cellular component: nucleus. Gene Ontology annotation, biological process: mismatch repair; base-excision repair. The transcript has a single exon. NCBI's taxonomy places the organism in Eukaryota, Fungi, Ascomycota, Sordariomycetes, Xylariales, Hypoxylaceae. The record is from RefSeq and is a predicted model, not a curated record. Gene Ontology annotation, molecular function: 4 iron, 4 sulfur cluster binding; oxidized purine DNA binding; purine-specific mismatch base pair DNA N-glycosylase activity.